Molecule: messenger RNA, 859 nt
Organism: Homalodisca vitripennis (glassy-winged sharpshooter)
Lineage: Eukaryota; Metazoa; Arthropoda; Insecta; Hemiptera; Cicadellidae
Exons: 2
Coding region: 299-859 (186 amino acids)
Source: RefSeq, a predicted model, not a curated record
CGGUAAGGCCCCCCAUCCACUUACAGUUCGAACUGCAGUUCUUGACUGCAGUCAGAACUGUGAACGGUGGACUGUGGACUGUUGAAAAAUGUUCACGUCAGUACGGACUGCAGUCGCGGACCGCAGUCCGUUCGGUGGCGUGGUUGUCGUGGUCAGUCUUUCCGGUGUUUUGCCGUAGGUGUGUACUUUGUAGUUAUUAUUCGUUAUAUUAUUUAUUAUAUUUUUAGUUAUAUUAUUCGUUUUGUGGCUGUAGGAAAAGUGCAUUCUAAGUUCUUAUCGUAUGUGAAGUUAAAGUGCAAUGUCUACGUUUGAAGAUUUGGCAGCAUACGCUGUAAUAGCGGUAGCUAUUAAAAAACGCAAGAAACGAAGGCAUCAAAUGUGGAAAAAAGAAUGGCUUCAGAGGAAGAGAUUUAACCACGUUCACCUUCUUAGGGAGCUUGAAGCAUAUCCUAGAGACUGGAAAAACUACUUAAGAAUGGACGAGAAAACGUACUUUGAUUUAUUACGUAUAGUAACACCAUUGAUUACCAAACAAGAUACAAAAAUGAGGGAAGCCAUUACACCACAUGAAAAACUGACUGCGACAUUGCGGUAUCUAAGCACUGGCAGAACAAUGGAAGAUUUAAAGUUUUCAACGAGAAUUUCCCCCCAAACAUUAGGAAGAAUAAUUCCAGAGACCUGCUCAGCUAUUGUCAAGGCCUUGAAUGACUAUUGCAAGGUACCGAAUACAGCCGAGGAGUGGAAACAAAUUGCACAGGAGUACGGGGAAAAAAUGGAAUUUCCCCAACUGCCUAGGCAGCAUGGAUGGAAAGCAUAUAGCCAUAACACCACCACCUGGAAGUGGUUCUUACUUCUAUAA